Messenger RNA from Aspergillus calidoustus, 7164 nucleotides. The record is from the annotation of a GenBank genome assembly. NCBI's taxonomy places the organism in Eukaryota, Fungi, Ascomycota, Eurotiomycetes, Eurotiales, Aspergillaceae.
AUGGCGCAAGCAGGUCCGAUCACGGACGUCACUCAGAGGCUCUUUCUUGAGUUGAAGUCGAAGAACGAGGAUACGCGGGUCAGAGCUGCUUACGAGCUUUACGAAAACGUCCUUGCUAUCUCUAGAGACUGGCCCCCCGAGAAGUUUAUCGAAUUCUACAAUGCCGUCAGUCAACGUAUCGCCCAGCUCGUCGUCACCGGCAGCGAUGCGCACGAACGAAUCGGAGGACUACUCGCUCUCGAUCGUUUAAUAGAUUUUGAGGGAGUGGAUAAUGCCCAAAAGACAACUCGAUUCGCUAGUUACCUGCGCAGCGCUCUCCGCAGCAGUGACAAUGCGGUUUUGGUCUACGCCGCGCGGGCACUUGGUCGGCUAGCCAAGCCUGGUGGUGCUCUUACGGCAGAACUCGUCGAGAGUGAAAUACAGUCGGCGCUGGAAUGGCUUCAGUCAGAACGGCAGGAAGGCCGGCGGUUCGCUGCCGUUUUGGUCAUCCGGGAGCUAGCCAAGGGCUCACCUACGCUCCUCUAUGGGUUUGUGUCUCAGAUAUUCGAACUUAUCUGGGUUGCUCUCAGGGAUCCAAAGGUACUUAUUCGGGAGACCGCCGCCGAAGCUGUGAGCGAAUGUUUCGAAAUUAUCGCCGCAAGAGACAUGCAGGUCCGGCAGUUGUGGUUCGCGAGGAUAUACGAGGAGGCCCUUUUGGGGUUAAAGUCUAACAACAACGUCGACUGGAUACAUGGAUCACUGUUGGUUCUCAAGGAACUCCUGUUGAAGGGUGCCAUGUUUAUGAACGAGCAUUACCGGAAUGCAUGUGAAAUUGUCCUUCGCCUCAAGGACCACCGAGACCCCAAGAUCCGGACACAGGUCGUGCUGACGAUUCCAAUUCUCGCCUCUUAUGCUCCCGUCGAUUUUACAGAAAUCUACCUUCAUAGAUUCAUGGUUUAUCUACAAGCCCAACUAAAACGAGACAAGGAGCGAAACGCUGCUUUUAUCGCUAUUGGGAAGAUCGCAAAUGCCGUUGGUGUUGCCAUUGCACAGUACUUGGAUGGAAUCAUUGUUUAUAUCCGAGAAGGUUUGGCUCUGAAAGCACGGAACCGAGCCCUGAUCAACGAAGCGCCCAUGUUCGAAUGUAUCAGUAUGCUGUCAUUAGCAGUGGGGCAGGCCUUGAGCAAGUACAUGGAGUCACUGCUUGAUCCCAUAUUUGCUUGUGGGCUGAGCGAGUCCUUGACCCAGGCUCUUGUUGACAUGGCUCAUUACAUACCACCAAUCAAGCCUACGAUUCAAGUGAAGCUGCUGGACAUGCUUAGUCUGAUUCUUGAUGGAACUCCUUUCCGACCUCUUGGCUGCCCUGAAAGCAGACUUCCUCCAAUGCCGUCAUUUGCAAAGGAUUUCACCUUGCAGGAACUACAUGCUGACACUGAAAUCGCGUUGGCUCUACACACGCUGGGAAGCUUCGAUUUCUCAGGUCAUAUACUCAACGAGUUUGUGCGCGAUGUUGCCAUCAACUACGUUGAGAAUGACAACCCUGAAAUCAGAAAGGCGGCCGCCCUUACUUGCUGCCAGCUGUUUGUUCAUGACCCAAUCAUCAACCAGACCAGUAGCCACUCAAUACAGGUCGUGAGUGAAGUUAUCGAUAAGCUUUUAACAGUUGGCGUUGGUGACCCAGAUCCCGAAAUCCGGCGUACUGUCUUGUGGUCUUUGGACCGCAAAUUUGACCGACACCUUGCCCGGCCAGAGAAUAUUCGUUGCUUGUUCUUGGCGGUGAAUGAUGAAGUCUUCUCCGUCAGAGAGGCCUCGAUCUGCAUCAUCGGUCGGCUCUCAAGCGUCAACCCAGCUUAUGUGUUCCCACCGCUGCGAAAGCUCCUAGUCAAUCUGCUCACGGGGCUUGGCUUUGCCAGCACUGCCCGACAAAAGGAGGAAAGUGCGCAACUCAUCAGUCUGUUCGUAUCGAAUGCGACGAAGCUUAUACGGUCUUAUGUUGAUCCCAUGGUGACCACGCUACUUCCAAAGGCAACUGACGCCAACCCUGGCGUGGCUUCCACGACGCUUAAAGCUGUGGGAGAACUUGCAAGUGUUGGAGGUGGUGACAUGAAGGCAUACCUGCCCAAGCUUAUGCCGAUCAUUCUAGACUCGUUGCAGGAUCUUUCUUCACAUGCCAAGAGAGAAGCAGCUUUGCGAACAUUGGGUCAGAUAGCCAGUAACUCUGGCUAUGUUAUUGAUCCAUAUACCGAGUACCCCCAUCUUCUCGUGGUUCUCAUCAACAUCAUCAAGACGGAGCAGACAGGAUCCCUGCGAAAGGAGACCAUCAAAGUUCUGGGGAUUCUUGGCGCCUUGGAUCCCUACAAAUACCAGCAAAUCAGCGAGACCGCCCCGGAUGUUCAUCACAUCAAUGAGGUACAGACAGUGUCAGAUGUUAGCCUCAUCAUGCAAGGGCUUGCCCCUUCCAAUGAAGAGUACUACCCAACUGUCGUGAUCCACACCCUCAUGCAGAAUAUACUCCGCGAAAACUCACUUGCACAGUAUCAUUCUGCCGUUAUUGAUGCCAUCGUCACAAUCUUCAAGACCCUGGGCCUCAAGUGCGUGCCAUUCCUUGGCCAAAUUAUUCCUGGUUUCAUAUCCGUCAUUCGCGGUUCGCCUUCUAGCCGCCUCGAGUCUUACUUUAACCAAAUGGCCAUUCUCGUCAACAUCGUGAGGCAGCACAUUAGGGCUUUCCUUCCCGAGGUCAUCGAGGUUAUUCGAGAAUUCUGGGAUGCCUCUUACCAAGUACAGGCUACCAUCCUCUCACUCGUGGAGGCCGUUGCCAAGUCUCUUGAGGGCGAAUUCAAAAAGUACCUCGCUAAUUUGAUUCCUCCAAUGUUGGAUACCCUUGACAAGGACAUCACACCGCGCCGGCAACCUUCGGAGAGGAUUUUGCACACGUUCCUGAUCUUUGGACCCAGCGGUGAAGAGUACAUGCAUCUGAUGGUCCCGUCGAUUGUACGGCUAUUUGACAAUGCCCAAAAUCCACAGAGUAUAAGAAAGUCGGCCAUUGAUAGUCUGACUAAACUCUCACGACAAGUAAACGUUUCUGAUUUUGCAUCAUUGAUUGUCCAUUCUCUGUCACGAGUCGUUGCUGGCAGUGACCGUAUGCUCAGGCAAGCUGCUAUGGACUGCAUCUGUGCGCUCAUCUUCCAGCUUGGGCAAGAUUUUAACCACUAUAUCCACCUGCUGAAUAAGGUCUUGAAGCUUCACCAAGUCACCCAUGUCAACUAUCAGAUCUUAGUGACGAAGCUUCAAAAGGGUGAUCCGCUUCCGCAAGACCUCAAUCCCGACGAGAGCUACGCAACACUAGCUGACGACGCCAAUUAUGCCGAGAUUGGCCAAAAGAAAAUGGUGGUCAACCAACAGCAUCUAAAGAAUGCCUGGGAUGCGUCGCAAAAAUCAACUCGCGAGGAUUGGCAGGAGUGGAUCCGCCGUUUCAGCGUCGAGCUUUUGAAAGAGUCACCUUCACCGGCACUGCGUGCCUGCGCCAGUCUGGCAGGUAUCUACCAGCCGCUCGCGAGAGACUUGUUCAACGCCGCAUUUGUUUCAUGCUGGACAGAGCUGUAUGAUCAAUACCAAGAAGAGUUGGUGCGGUCGAUAGAAAAGGCUCUCACUUCACCCAAUAUCCCUCCAGAGAUUCUGCAGAUCCUUCUCAACCUCGCUGAAUUCAUGGAGCACGAUGAUAAAGCGCUACCAAUUGAUAUCCGCACACUAGGAAAAUAUGCAGCCAAGUGCCACGCUUUUGCCAAAGCUCUACAUUACAAGGAACUGGAGUUUGAGCAAGAUCAAAACUCAGGAGCGGUAGAAGCCUUGAUCACGAUCAACAAUCAGCUUCAGCAAUCCGAUGCUGCUAUCGGUAUUCUUCGAAAAGCCCAGGCGUAUCGGGACGUCGAACUAAAGGAGACUUGGUUUGAGAAGCUUCAACGUUGGGAGGAAGCCCUUGCUGCCUACAAACGUCGCGAGAAGAUCGACCCAGACUCCUUCGGCAUUACAAUGGGAAAGAUGCGAUGUCUACACGCUCUGGGAGAGUGGAAAGUGUUGUCCGAUCUAGCACAAGAAAAGUGGAACCAGGCAUCGCUGGAGCAUCGAAAGUCUAUUGCUCCGCUAGCCGCCGCGGCCGCUUGGGGUCGAGGCCAGUGGGAGCUUAUGGAUUCCUACCUUGGUGUCAUGAAGGAGCAUUCACCCGAUCGAUCUUUCUUCGGCGCUAUUCUGUCAAUUCAUCGCAACCAGUUCGACGAGGCUGCUUUGUAUAUUGAAAAGGCACGUAAUGGUCUUGAUACCGAACUUUCAGCGCUUCUCGGAGAGUCAUAUAACCGGGCAUACAACGUUGUUGUUCGCGUGCAAAUGCUCGCUGAACUCGAAGAGAUUAUUACGUACAAGCAAAACGUCGGUGAUCCAGAAAAGCAAGAAGCCAUGCGCCAGACCUGGAACAGGCGACUCCUUGGGUGCCAGCAGAAUGUCGAGGUAUGGCAACGUAUGCUCAAAGUCAGAGCACUCGUCACCGAGCCGCGCGAAAAUCUUGACAUGUGGAUCAAGUUCGCUAAUCUCUGUCGCAAAUCCAAUCGCAUGGGUCUCGCCGAACGCUCUCUUGCAUCGCUAGAAACAGUACUCUCGGAUGGUAACGGCGGCACCAGGACCAUCUCGCCUCCAGAGGUCACGUAUGCCCGUCUCAAGUUCAGCUGGGCAACUGGCCGUCAACGGGAGGCACUUCAGAUGCUCAAGGAGUUUACGGGUAGUCUUACAGAAGACUUUACGCGGUUCAAUGCUCUAGUAGCCUCACAAUCUGACCACAAUGGCAUAAACGGCGGCGUCAACGGCAUCACUGAGGGCAACCAUACAGAUAUCAAGGGUCUGAGAGAGCGCGUUGGCGAUGUCAACAAGUUCCGUAAGUUGCUUGCCAAGAGUUAUCUCAGACUUGGAGAAUGGCAGACGACCCUGCAACGCGGUGACUGGCGGCCAGAACAUGUCCGCGAGGUGCUCAAUGCGUACUCGGCGGCGACCAGGUACAACCGCGAGUCUUACAAAGCCUGGCAUUCUUGGGCCUUGGCAAACUUUGAAGUCGUCACGACCAUCGCUAGCCAGGCGAACAGAGAGGGCGGGAACCUGGCCAUGGUACCUGGUCAUAUUGUGACGGAACAUGUGAUCCCCGCUAUUCGUGGUUUCCUCCGGUCUAUUGCAUUGUCAUCAACAUCUUCCCUGCAAGACAUUUUGCGGUUGCUGACGCUCUGGUUCAAUCAUGGCGGUGACCAGGAGGUCAACACGGUUGUUACCGAGGGCUUCACAGCAGUAAACAUCGACACAUGGCUUGCAGUCACCCCUCAGCUUAUCGCGCGGAUAAACCAACCCAACUUUAGGGUUAGAAACUCUGUUCAUCGUCUGCUGGCAGAAGUUGGCAAGACGCAUCCGCAAGCACUUGUGUAUCCGCUGACAGUGGCAAUGAAAUCAAACGUCGCCCGUCGGUCACAGUCCGCAAGCAACAUCAUGGACAGCAUGCGACAACAUAGUGCCAAGUUGGUUGAGCAAGCCGACCUUGUCAGUCACGAACUGAUUCGAGUCGCCGUCCUUUGGCACGAGCUUUGGCAUGAAGGUUUGGAAGAAGCCUCACGACUCUACUUUGGCGAUCACAAUGUGGAAGGGAUGUUUUCCACCUUGGCACCGCUUCAUGAGAUGCUUGACAAGGGGGCCGAGACACUGCGCGAGGUGUCGUUUGCUCAAGCCUUUGGACGUGAUCUCGCCGAGGCGAAGCACUACUGCAUGCUCUUCCGCGAGACGGAAGAGAUUGGCGACCUAAAUCAAGCUUGGGAUCUCUACUACACAGUCUUCCGCAAGAUCAGCCGACAACUACCGCAACUGUCCACGCUUGAUCUGAAAUAUGUCUCGCCCAAGCUAAAGGACUGCAUGGACCUUGAUCUGGCUGUGCCUGGCACUUACCAGCCUGGUAGACCCAUUAUCCGAAUCAUCAGCUUCGAUCCUAUUCUACAUGUCCUUCAAACCAAGAAACGGCCACGAAGGAUGACAUUAAAGGGAAGCGACGGCAAUUCCUACAUGUAUGUAGUAAAGGGCCACGAAGAUAUCAGACAGGACGAGCGGGUUAUGCAGUUGUUCGGCCUAGUCAACACUCUUCUCGACAACGACAGCGAGAGUUUCAAGCGGCACUUGACAGUACUGCGGUUCCCCGCCAUUCCACUCUCGCAGAAUUCUGGUCUCAUCGGAUGGGUCACCAACAGCGACACGCUGCAUGCCUUAAUCAAAGAAUACCGCGAGACGCGCCGUAUCCUCCUCAACAUCGAGCAUAGGAUCAUGUUGCAAAUGGCACCGGACUAUGAUAAUCUAACGCUCAUGCAAAAGGUAGAAGUCUUUGGUUACGCCAUGGACAAUACGACUGGCAAGGAUUUGUACCGCGUUCUGUGGCUAAAGAGUAAGAGCUCCGAGGCCUGGUUGGAGCGGCGAACCAACUACACUCGGUCACUCGGUGUCAUGUCUAUGGUUGGCUACAUCUUGGGGCUGGGCGAUCGUCAUCCUUCCAAUCUCCUACUCGACAGAGUCACUGGUAAAGUGGUUCAUAUUGAUUUUGGCGACUGUUUCGAGGUUGCCAUGCAUCGGGAGAAGUAUCCGGAGCGAGUGCCUUUCCGUCUGACCCGUAUGUUGACAUUUGCGAUGGAGGUCAGCAACAUUGAGGGAAGCUACCGUAUUACUUGCGAAGCCGUAAUGCGAGUGAUACGCGACAACAAGGACUCGUUGAUGGCUGUUCUGGAGGCCUUCAUUCAUGACCCCUUGAUCAACUGGCGUCUCGGGAUCCGCGAGUCGCCCGAUCGAAUGCCAUUCAACGCAGAGCGACGCCAAUCCAUCGUCUCUAAUGUCAAUCUUGAACAUGGCGUUCAGCCUAGCAACUUCUCCCGCCAUCGUAGGCCCUCGAUUCUCGAGGGUGGCAUUUUGGACGCUCAAGAAGGCGUUCCCAACGAAGCUCGCGAGGCACAGAACGCGAGAGCAGUGCAGGUUCUGGGACGAGUGCGCGAGAAACUGACUGGGCGAGACUUUAAGCCCAACGAAGAGCUCAAUGUGAGCGACCAGGUCGACAAGCUGCUUGCGCAGGCGACCAGUGUCGAGAACAUUUGCCAACAUUGGAUUGGAUGGUGCAGCUUCUGGUGA